AUGCACGUGCCUGCAGCAGCAGCCGCUGCCGGCACGGCCUACACAGGCAAAUGGCUCUUCGACUACAACCGCGCGAACUUUCAGUAUGACGUUCCCCAGCGCUUUGGGCGUUUCAUGACAUCUCGUGGGAUGCUGAACGCACAAGUGGGCCAGUACCGCCAGGACGUCCACGGAAUCGCAGAGUUGACAGCGUCCAAGAUGGACACCGUUCAAGCCAUGAUGACCCUGGUGCUUUGUGUUUGCGCUGCUCUCUCGGAUGCGGGACGCAUUGGGAUGCAUGGCUGCGCUCCUCCCCAGUGGCUUUGCGGACUUUACUCAGGCCACAUCUACACAUCGAUCUUGUACUGCGGUACCGCGCUUUGGCUUGGCAUGCAUGGAUCACUCCGUGCCCAGUGUGCCAUGACGUCCUUGCUCACGCGAAAGGUCAGGCUGCCAAUUCCGUCGAUGGCGCAGCUUGAUGCUGCCCGAUCGUUUGGUUCCGCCUUUGAGCAGCAGAAGUUCGGCGAUAUUUUCCGAGUUCCAUUCAUGCGCCAUCCAGAAGAUGCCCCAGAACUUCCGGCUGCUGAUCCUGGCGACUCUGGGGAGGAGGACGAGGAGACGAAGGAGAAAGGGGGCAAGGAUGGCAAGAAGUCUGGAAAGAAGAAGGCAUCAAAGGUACAUCUGCCUGAUCCAAGAACGGAGUUCAGCAGCACUGCCCGCGACACGGUUCCUUCAUGGAUCCGCGAUGAGCAGGUGGUUGACAAAGGCGGCGGACUUGCGGGGUUGCCCACUCGCGAUGACUUCGAACCCCACGAGACUCCUGAACACUUCAAGAUGUUGCUUACAGCCCAAGAGGAAUGGUGGCAGUACGACGUCUAUGCACGAGUCCUCAUGUUGUACGGAUCUUGCCAAUUCUUGUACGCUGUUUGCUAUUAUUGUAUUGGCACCACUACGGCAGAGCUGCGUGGCUUUUGGAUCUCCUGGUCCAUGCCCAUGUUGUUUAUGGCUGCCCAAGUACUGAUCCUCCGCCUGGAUGUGGUCCGCACCUCCGGAAAUCACAUGCUGCCAAAUGCGGAGUGGAUUGGACACCUUGCACCAUACUUUGCGGUCACAGCCACGACGCUUGAGUACCGACACCUUUAUUCACCUACCACGGUCAUUCUCACGUGGAUCUUCGUUUUCUUGACGUACUUUGCACACUUUGUUAUGGCGUUGCGCUUCCUGGAUUUGGCGUGGCCAGAUUGGAAUCGGGCAACGGACAUGCCGGAUGAGCCAGGGAAGCCAUGGUGGCCUUCUUCCUGGAAAGUCCCCUCCGCAUUUCGCAACGCCUUGUGGCUCCUGGCUCCACCCAAGAAGCUUGAACCGGGCCAGCACGACUUGCUUCAUGAAGCCGAGGGUUUGCAAAGUGCUGGUGGCGGAGUGGAGAUCCGACGCCGAGGUGGCAAGGAGAAGAAAGGUAAGUCGGGUGGCAAAGUCAAAGAGGUAGGAGAAGGACUGGUGUCCGACGAAGCUCCAGGUGAGACGUCUCCAACAACUUACCGCGGCGAGGCAGAAGGAGCUUACACCGGACGAUCGCCAUUCAGGGCCUUCGCUGAAGCUCGAUCACCGGACCUUCCAUGGCAGCUGGCUCGUGUGGCAAUUUGCACUGUGGGUUUCCUUUGGUUGUACAUGGCCGUUGCGCUCUUUGUUGAGAUGAACGUCGGGCCAGAUACGCUGAUGAAGCCUCCGGGAGAGCCUCCAUGGAUUCGUGAUCAGAAGAUGAAAACCGUCUGGGUCCCCAAGGGAUGGCACAUGAGCAGUGAGCCGCUACCCAGUGACUACAGGCUGGAGUCUUCGACCUUGGCCAAAUAUGAAGAUAGUUCGGUUGGUGGCUUCAAUCCAGACGAUAUCCAUUCUCCUGGAGUGGGGGAGAGCGGCGUACAGGAGUCCCAUGGUGGUUCCGAGCACGCAGGUGCGGGACAUUCUGGCGGAGACAGUCAUUCUGCGCACCGGCGACUGGCAGGUGCAGAUGGCCAGCUGCUACGUGACCUAUUGAAGGCGACAGAUGGCCUCACUUGGCUGCACGACUCACUUCAAGAGAUGGAGGCACACCAAGCAUCUCCUUUGUACGAGCUGCCGCCAUCACCAGCUGCUCCCUCUUUUAUGGCACCAACGACGGUGAAUGCCAAGCAGGUGAAUUGGCCGGCUCUCUUUGAACCGCAUCAUCUACUGUGCAGGGGAUCCCAACUUAUGGCACUGACAUCCCGUGGAUUUGGCGCGCAUCUUCACGAUGUUGAAACCGAAAAGGUUGACGCUACACCCUUUGCUCUCGAGGGUCUUGGAGCCGUCCGCUCGCUUGUGGGGGGGGCUUGGCUGGAUGAGGGCCUGCAGCUCGUUACGAAGGUUGGAGAGCUCUUCGACUGUCCUGGCGUGAUGCCGGUGAAAGGCCGCUGGGCGUGCAAGCGCUCGAGCACAAAGCUUCCGCUUCCACAUGGAUCGCAGCUUCUUGCAGCUGCAAUUUCGAAGCCGGAGGACUCCGGCCGUCUUGUUGCUCUACUCUUUGAAAACGCUCCCACCAUCGUGAACCUCUUCCAUGGUGAUGCUGCCAGCUGGACAUCAGCGGGUGAGGUGCAUCUGCCUUCCGAUGCGGGCCAUGUUGGUCUCUCCAUCUCUGGCAAGGAUAUCCUUGCACUUCUGGGCACCGGUGCGGUACUCCGACGCAACUUUCACGAAGGAGCUACAACAUGGCAUCCCCCACCACCAGCAACGCAGCUGCCCAGGGAGUACCGAGGAGCAUGCGACAAGGACGACCCGGGAGUAGGUGGAUUGUUUCGUCUUGCCCUUCGACAAGCCGCACCAAAGACGGAGGCUUGGCUUCCAGAGCUUUCCCUGGACUGA
Messenger RNA from Symbiodinium natans, 2856 nucleotides. The record is from the annotation of a GenBank genome assembly. Lineage: Eukaryota; Dinophyceae; Suessiales; Symbiodiniaceae.